Messenger RNA from Parnassius mnemosyne (clouded apollo), 1287 nucleotides. The record is from the annotation of a GenBank genome assembly. NCBI's taxonomy places the organism in Eukaryota, Metazoa, Arthropoda, Insecta, Lepidoptera, Papilionidae.
AUGAAUGAAACACAGUUCGGCGUUCGCCAUAUUAUUGGCGCCCCUAUUGCGACAACAAGAUUAGCCGAACAAGCCAUAGUUUGUAUUCCACCUAGAGCUGCUAAAUUUACUUUAGGAGAAUGGACGCUGAGCAACGAUCAACGUUGCAGAAAUACAGAAGAUCAACAACAGCUUGCAGAUAGAGUGUUGAGUGAGUCCGAGAGAGUGCGCGAUGAAACCGCUGAGCGAGCUGCCAUAAUGAAAGCCACUAGUGACAGGCGCAUUGAAGAACGUAUUGGAGAUGUAGAGUUCAAUAAAAAUGAGCUUCAAAUACAGAGGAAAGAAAUAUGCUUGGAGUUAGAAGCGCUGAGUGUGUAUAAAACAAGGUUACAAGAUUGUUUAGCAUCUUUGGAAUCAAACGCUUUAACAAUUUGUCGAAAGUGCCUUAUGUUGAGAGAUGGACGUAUUGGUAUCGAUUUGGUGGUAGAUGAUGUGGAGCAUGCGUUACAACAAGAAAUAACAACGAUUCUUGGAGCUCAGAGCUUACUAAAACGUGCCUUAGAACAACUCAACGAACAGAUGCGGCGUCUACGAUCUACUCGCUAUCUUCUUGACCGUGAUCUUCAAUACAAGCAAGCUGCUAUUGAUUUGGAUAAAGGAUCGCUAUCUUUGAAACCUACUGACUUGUGCCUAUCUAUUUACGAAGGUUUUGCAAAUCUAGACCCAGCAAACAUAUCUGCUGAAGAGUAUAAUGCUUAUUCAGCUAACAAUAUUAAAUUAGCUGCUAGGGAAGUAACUAGCGCUCGACCUAUUCGGGUCUUUAUUGAUACAUUAUUAAAUCAAGUUAUUGACGAUCUAUGGGCUGCUUACAAUAAAUGCAACCAUGAAUUUAAUGAACGCAUUAAAGAGACUAAGGGUGCAAAAGCGAAACUAGAGGAUAUGCAUCGGGAAACAACUCAGAAAAUUAUGGAAAUGCAGAACAAUAUUCUUCAGUUGCAGAAAGCACUAUCAGACAAAGAAGGGAAUGUAGCAUUGGCACAUACCCGACUUGGCAGACGUGCUCAGAGAGUCGGUGCAGAAUUGGUCCGUGACCCACCUGGUCAGGCAUUGUAUUACGAAUGUGAAAUGUUAAGACAUAGCGUGGAACAACUGCAACAAAUGCUACACGAAGCGACUGCCUCCUUAAGAUAUCUUCUACAAACACAAAUCCAAUUAGAAGAGGAUAUUAAUGUCAAGAUGAAUACUUUAAAAAUCGAUGAAGUGGAUUGUAUGACAUUACGGGCAACUAUGGAUUAUCAUGCAUAUUAA